AUGACUAACUUUCUUGCAAGAAUCACAUCUUCUCUAUUCAACUUAAUAUUAUCAUUUUUUCUUCCUCUUUCUUUAAGUGUUCUUGAUCACCGAUUCAAUUCUUGCUUAACACAAAAUCAAAUAACCAACUUCACCAUAUUCAAAGAAAAUGACUCCGCAUAUUACUACACCCUUCUUGAUUAUUCUAUCCAAAAUCUUCGUUUUUCAGAGCCCAAAAUUCCGAAGCCAUUAGCAAUUAUCUUGCCUAAAACAGUCGACGAGCUAGUAAAAAUUGUAGCUUGCUGUAGAGAGGCAGUUCUUGAAAUUAGAGUAAGAUGCGGUGGCCAUAGCUACGAAGGAACGUCGUCAGUAGCCGGCGACGGAGCUAAAUUUGUGAUAAUAGACAUGAUGAAUAUGAAUAAUAUUUCAGUUGAUCUUGAAUCUGAAACUGCUGUAGUGGAAGGCGGCGCGACUCUCGGCGAGACGUAUUCGGCCAUUGCAGAGGCAAGCAGUGUUCAUGGAUUCUCAGCUGGAUCAUGUCCGACAGUUGGCGUCGGCGGACAUAUCGGAGGAGGCGGGUUCGGGUUAUUAUCGAGAAAAUACGGAGUUGCAGCUGAUAAUGUAGUUGAUGCACUUCUCGUCGACGCUAACGGACGGUUGUUAGAUCGGAAAGGUAUGGGAGAAGAAGUGUUUUGGGCCAUCAGAGGCGGCGGCGGAGGUGGUUGGGGUAUUGUUUACGCUUGGAAAAUCAAGUUAUCAAAAGUUCCACACACCGUGACUUGUUUUAUAGUUUCAAGGACCGGCACAAAAGAUUACAUAGCUAAAUUGGUACACAAAUGGCAAUCUGUUGCACCAAAACUUGAUGAAGAAUUCUAUAUCUCAUGCUUCGUCGGCGCCGGUUUGCCGGAAACUAAAACCCUAGGAAUUUCAGCUACAUUCAAAGGGUUUUAUCUUGGGUCAAGAACCGAAGCCAUGUCAAUCUUGAACAAGAAUUUCCCUGAAUUACGAGUUCACGAACAAGAUUAUAAAGAAAUGAGCUGGAUUGAUUCAAUUCUGUUCUUCGCCGGCUUGAAACAAGGAGCCACCGUCUCCGACUUGAAAAACCGGUAUUUGCAUGGGAAAAACUAUUUCAAAGCGAAAUCAGACUACAUCAGAACUGAAAUUUCUUUUUCCGGUAUAAAACUUGCCCUAGAUAUUCUUGAAAAGGAACCAAAAGGGUACGUUAUAUUAGACCCUUACGGUGGGAAAAUGGAUAAUAUAAGCAGUGAAGCUAUUGCAUUUCCUCAUAGAAAAGGUAAUAUUUUUGCAAUUCAGUAUUUAGUGGAAUGGAAAGAAAAGGAUAAUAUUAAAAGUAAUGAGUAUUUAAAUUGGAUUAGAGAAUUUUAUAAUGCAAUGACACCAUUUGUGUCAUGGGGUCCAAGGGCAGCUUAUAUUAAUUACAUGGACUUUGACAUUGGAGUAAAUGAAAUGAUCAAGGAGAAGAAUAUUUUAUCUCAGGAUCAUGCAGUGGAGAUUGCUAGGGUUUGGGGUGAAAAAUAUUUCUUGGGAAAUUUUGAUAGGUUGGUUAGAGCAAAGACAAUUAUUGAUCCUGAUAAUGUUUUCAGGAAUCAACAGAGUAUUCCUCCACUUGGUUCCAAAGCUGAAAUCUAAUACACAUUAGAACCUUGUAUAAUUCAUCUUUUGAAUUCUAAAUUUUGUCUGCAAGCAUUUUUUUAAGAUUUUUUUUAUUUGAAUGGGUGGAGUUUAA
Mercurialis annua (annual mercury) is the source of this 1726-nucleotide messenger RNA. RefSeq names its product berberine bridge enzyme-like D-2. Gene Ontology annotation, molecular function: oxidoreductase activity; FAD binding. The transcript has a single exon. Bases 1 to 1629 code for a protein of 542 amino acids. Lineage: Eukaryota; Viridiplantae; Streptophyta; Magnoliopsida; Malpighiales; Euphorbiaceae. The record is from RefSeq and is a predicted model, not a curated record.